GUUUUAGCUGUCAGUUCGUGGUUAAAACACUAAAUCUACUUUCUAACCUAUCGGCUGUUUACGGUGAAUUGUACUGAUUCCAUAUCCAUAUAUUCAUUCAAAGAAAGUACCUAGUCAUAUUUUUCAACAAUGCAGACCGAAAAAAAGGCCGAGAUACCUGCUACUAUGAAGUUUGUAUUGGGUGGAACUUCUGGCUUGUUGUUGCGCUAUAUGACCAUCACCCACCCUUGUUCUUUGCUGACAAUGACUUACUGUACCAACCUUGAUCUUGUACCAUAGAUUUUGAUUAUUUAUCAUUAAAAUGAAUAUCAUCAGUAUCAGUUUGAGUCUCAGUUUCCACUACUUGAAUUUGCAGAAUGUGUGCCUCUGUUUGCGUUCAACCUUUGGACCUCGUGAAAAACAGGAUGCAAAUGAGCGGUAUCGGAAGUGCUACUUCUGGUCAACGUAACAGUCUUCAAGUACUUCUGUCAGUCAUUAAAAAUGAAGGAUUUUUUGCGAUAUACUCAGGUUUAUCAGCUGGAUUACUUCGUCAAGCCACCUACUCAACUGCUCGUUUAGGCAUUUACACAAAUUUAUUUGAACAAUAUACAAAGCGUAAAAAAGAAUCUCCCAAUUUCUUCACUAAAAUAAGUAUAGCUGUAACUGCUGGGAUAUGCGGUGCAUUCAUUGGUACACCAGCCGAAAUUUGUCUUAUCCGUAUGACAUCUGAUGGCAGAUUACCACCAGCAGAACGUCUAAAUUAUUCCAAUGUGUUCAAUGCUCUAAUAAGAAUCGCUCGCGAAGAAGGAGUGUUGACAUUGUGGCGGGGUGCAGUCCCAACUAUGGGUCGAGCAGCUGUAGUUAAUGGUGCACAAUUAGCUACUUAUUCUCAAGCCAAACAAAAACUUCUUGAAGUCGGUCAUUUCACUGAUGGCUUGAAUGUACACAUAAUGGCUAGCUUAUUAAGUGGUUUUACUACAUCUGUUUUCUCUUUACCGAUUGAUAUUGCUAAGACUAGAAUUCAAAAUAUGAAAACUAUUGAUGGAAAACCAGAGUAUAAAAAUAUGGGGGAUGUUAUUUUACGAGUAGUACGAAAUGAAGGUAUUCUAUCACUAUGGAAAGGUUUUACACCAUAUUUUCUACGUAUUGGACCUCACACAGUAUUGACAUUUAUCUUUUUAGAACAAUUAAAUCGUUUAUAUAUAAAACAUGUAAUAGGUGAUACAAGUGGUCAACGUUCCGGUGGACUUUAAAACUAGUCAGUUCUUCACUAUUCUUAUUAUAUUUUCUUUUCUGUUAUCAACAAGUCAAGUAAAUCUUUUAUUAUGUUCUCCAGUGUCAAUUGAAGCGAUAACAUUCCUUAUUUGUGUAUAAUUUAUAUGCGCCAAUGUUACUGUCUAUACAUAGGGAAGUAUAUAUAUAUAUAUGCGUGUGUGUAUUGCAUAGUUACUUUUAAGUUUUUGUUUUAAAAAAAUUUUCUACUAGGCUCUUAUUGUUUUUUCUAUUAUUUAUGUGUAACUAUACAAUUUCUUCAUUCGUUUUCACUUCAAAAUGUAGUUGCAAUAAUCAUCUUAGAUGAUAUUCACAUGUUACAAUUGUUCAACUUAUCUGUCGAAAGUUUUUGUUUGGAAGUUUGUUUCGUUUUAAUUUCCACAUUCAAUAUUUAGUUCUUAUUCUAUGUGUGUAUAAGUGCAUAUAAUAAAAUUAACUGUGGAAUUG
Molecule: messenger RNA, 1698 nt
Organism: Schistosoma curassoni
Lineage: Eukaryota; Metazoa; Platyhelminthes; Trematoda; Strigeidida; Schistosomatidae
Source: the annotation of a GenBank genome assembly